AAACACAUUUUAAGGUCUUGAACUUUGUAAAAAUAAAGGUCACACAUUCCUUUAUUGCCCCUCUAGUUAUAAAUAUGGCAGCAAAGAACAAAUGAACAUUAUUCAUGUUUCAUGUGAUCCUUUUAUUGGUAGCUUAUUAUUAACUUACUGAGGGGAAGACACGUACCACUUUACUGGCAAAGCGUUAAAUAUUUGUGAAAGACUUACUGUUGUACAAGUAACACUCAAUGAAACUCUCAGGUAUAUGACAUUUUAAGAAAACAUUCUUGAAAAUAUUUUUAUUUACCCUGAUGACAGAAACCAAUUUGCACCCCAUAAGCAAGCCAUCAAGUUGUCACACAAACUGAAAAGAUGUUCCAUCAGUGUGUGAUGUGACCUGUAAAGUCCUUUGGGGCUUCUAAAAAGGUUGUGCAGUCAUGUUGUGGUUGGUAUGGGUAUAUCUCCUGAAUUUACAGAGUGGAGCUCUUGGUUUUGGUAUAAACCCAUUUUCUGGAGACUCUUUUAAUCAUCAAACAAUCACUGAGCGAGCACUCCUGAAUGUUACAGCUCAGGUCUGCAGAGCUCUGGCUCUGGCUGAAGGGAAGGACUUCACUUUUCCUGCACAACCUUUCACUGCCAAGUCCAUCGCUAAUGCAUGUGAAGCUCCAAAGUCAUACAAGUUUUUCCUUCCCAACAUCUUAUUCAUCCAAAGCAUGAAUGCGGCUGUAGAUUUACGUCGACUCUUUGAAGCUCGUUACCACUGUGAUGAUGAGCUUUUAAGAGAAGGACAGAGGCUCAUCACAGAAGGUCUAUCAGCAGUAAAGGCUGCCAACAGGAAGCAAAGUUUUCUGUCAGCAAGGUUAACUCUGGGGGGGAUUCUUCACACCUUACAGGAUUUCUACAGUCACAGCAACUGGGCUGAAUUGAGAAACAAAUUUCCAAACAUUAAUAUGAUCAGAAGGAACGCCAACAUUGGAAAUAUUGCAGAUAGAACCACUGCAACCUGUCGCAGCUGCAAUGGGGACGACUGCAGGAAUAAUAUUUUGGAGAACGUGAUAUCAAGAAAUAUUUUGACAUCUGGAUACUUUGUUGUUCGGCCUAUGUCUUCAAACAAACCAAAAGGGAAGUGCAGCCAUGGAGGUUUUCCUGAUGCAACAAGUUCAGUUGAGCCUAAAGGUGGGAUCAACAAAGACAGUUACUCCUCCAGUCAUGGAUAUCUUCACAGAGAAGCAGCAGAGUUGGCCAUAGCUGCAACCAGUCAGAUUUUGGAGGACAUUCGAGGAGCUUCUGGAGACAGAGAAUUCCUUCAGUUGAUGGGACUCUCAAAGGGAUCAAGUAAGGCUCUUUGUUUUGUGGUGGACACAACAGGAAGUAUGGGUGACGACAUUGCAGCAGUACAGACCGUCACUUCCAAUAUUAUUGAUAGUAAGGUUGGAACAGAGGAUGAACCUUCACUCUACAUUCUUGUACCUUUCAAUGAUCCAGAUUUUGGACCUCUGAUUAAAACUACAGAUGCAGAAGUCUUCAAAGGUCAUAUUAAUUCAUUAACAGCAUAUGAAGGUGGAGAUCUUCCAGAAAUGAGUCUGUCAGGACUUCAGCUGGCUCUAACUGGCUCUCCUCCUAAUUCUGAAAUCUUCCUCUUCACUGAUGCACCAGCCAAAGAUAAAUAUCUGAAGAACACAGUGAUUGCACUCAUAGAGCAAACCAAGACAGUUGUGAACUUCAUGAUAACCGGCAUACUGAGUUCACGCCGUCGCAGACAAGCUAAUGAAAAUCAACAACAACAGCAAACCCAGCGGAUGGCGAGAUCAGAUUCUCAGCUGUACAGAGAUUUGUCUCAGGCUUCAGGAGGACAAGCCAUUGAAGUUUCUAAAAAUCAGCUGCUCCAGGCCACCAGCAUAAUCACAGAAUCCACAAGCUCCUCUCUGGUGACUCUUCUGCAAGUAAACAGGAAUAUGGGGAGGCCAGAAAAUUACACUUUCAGUGUUGAUGAUACAUUAACAAAUCUGAUCAUUUACAUCACUGGAAGUUCUGUCGACUUCACACUAGUCAAUCCGUCAGGUGAGCUUCAUAAUGGCGCCUCCACGGGACCAUCAAUCAUCACAGCUGAGUUGGUGGGAAACUUAUUGACUCUGCGAUUGCGGGCCCAAGUUGGAUUGUGGGAACUGAGAAUAAUAUCAACAAAUCCCUAUACCAUGAAGGUUGUAGGUCAGAGUCCAAUUGACUUUAUCCUUAGAUUCAUGGUGCAAUCUCAGGGCCCUGUAGAUGGAUAUGACCUCUUGGAAAAUCGUCCUACAGCUGGCAGUAACACCAGUCUGGAGGUGACUCUACUUGAGGCUGACUCCACCACAGUGACUGAAGUCACUUUGGUCGAAUCCUCGGGGUCAGGACAGGUUAACGGACUUGUGGAGGCUCAGGGUGGAGGGCAAUACUUGGUCCACUUUGACAAGAUCCCAUCAGUUGAGUUUGUGGUAUUAGUGAAAGGACAGAGUACCAACAGUACAACUUCUAGAGCAUCCUCAGUGACAUUCCAGAGACAGUCUACAACCAGCCUGAGAGCCUCUACACUAACUGUUACUGUGUCUGAUACAGGGAGUGUCUUAGAGCCUGGAACUCCACUCCUCGUUCCCUUUUCUGUGACGACCACUGGUGAUGGAGGAAACUAUGUAAUCAAAGCUACCAAUGAUCAAGGUUUUGAUUUAACCUUCCCAUCCAGUUUAACCCUGGAAAGUGGAGGUAGUGCCAACGGUACAGCCAGUAUCACAGCACCCUCUACCUCCCAGUCUGGUACUGGUGUCACACUGACCAUAGAGGCUGAAGCUCCAGGAGGUGCAGACACCAACUAUGGUGUGCUGCGUCUCACUGUUCUUCCAAAGGUGACAGAUUUUUCUCCUCCAGUUUGCCAGCUGGUUAGUCUCCAAUCCAACUGCAGUGACAACUGCAACCAGUCUAUGUGGGAGCUCUCUGUGGAAGUGACUGAUGGAGAAAAUGGGACUGGGAUAGAUCGCAUCAGUCUCAGAGAAGGCAGCGGCAUGUUAAACUCCAAUAUAACAACAGCCAAUGGGAGUGUGACGCUGGUAUCCUACAACGCAUCCUGCUGCUCGCCUAACGUGCAGAUAGUGGUUGUAGACCAAGUUGGUAAUGUGGAUGUCUGCAGUUAUUCUAUCAAGCCAACAACGCCUUCAUCAUCCGGAGCUGUUCAGCCCUCUCUUCUUUGUCUUAGCGUCAUGAUUUUAGGGCUUAUGCUGGGCUGUCAGAUCAGAUAAAUGUCUACAUUUUUUAAAUGUUUUAAAGAUGUAGAAAAUCAUCCGCAGGAUGUUAACAAUCAGUUAGCUCUCACGUAGAGGUGACAGUUUUCAUCAAACUGCAGCUAAGAUAUUUGGUAUACAGUUACUGCAUUAUUGCAUUGAAGUAAGAAGUAAAUUAAUUAGUGAAGCUAAAGGUAAUAUUUCUGAUUAUUAAAAAAAAAAAGAUUAUGAAAUUUAAAAAGAAAAUUGAAUUAAAAGUUUGCAUUCUGA
This is a messenger RNA of Oryzias melastigma (Indian medaka), 3497 nucleotides long. Its product is annotated as von Willebrand factor A domain-containing protein 7. Lineage: Eukaryota; Metazoa; Chordata; Actinopteri; Beloniformes; Adrianichthyidae. Bases 417 to 3245 code for a protein of 942 amino acids. The record is from RefSeq and is a predicted model, not a curated record. The transcript is spliced from 16 exons.